AUGGCCAUCACCACCAAGGCAAAUCGCACCCACCAGCAAUCAUUGUGGAUAAAUGGGGGUGGGAUACAACAAAUGUGUCUUCGUCGCCAACGCGUGCCUUGUGUCAUCAUCAGCAGUGCGCUGUGGAAAUCGCUGCUCCAGAGACAAACCGAGUAUAUUUUCGCUGCCUUGGAAGGGUCUGGCGAGGAAGGAAUUCGAGGAACAAAAGGAACGGAUCUGCAUCAGAGCCACUUGUUGUACCCAAGCGGCAAAGAAACCUGCUGGGGCGCGGAUUCAAUGUUAGAAGAGGUGGUGUUUGGGUCCCAAGGAUCCACUGAAAAUGCGACGAAGGCGCACAUAUAG
Molecule: messenger RNA, 342 nt
Organism: Penicillium verrucosum
Lineage: Eukaryota; Fungi; Ascomycota; Eurotiomycetes; Eurotiales; Aspergillaceae
Exons: 2
Coding region: 1-342 (113 amino acids)
Source: RefSeq, a predicted model, not a curated record